UAGCAAGACUGGGAGUCAUCACUGGCAAAAGGGUCCUUCACAUAAGAUGGAGCCAGUCCGGCCCGAAUCUCGGUGCCAAUAACACACAUAUAGUCGUUGUAAUGAAAUAGAAAGAAGAGAAGAAGAAGAAGAAUAGAGAGAGAGAGAGGGACAAAAAAAAACAAGAAAUAAGAGAAAGCCAACAUCUCACCACACACUGCAUAUCUAAGCCCGGCGGAUGAUGCACGGUGUACAGGUACUUUACGACAAUCACAUACUGUACCCUAAUUCGACCAGCAAAUAUGGCAGCCGAAGCCUCAACUACAGCUAAUGACUUGGUCUAUGUGACUGCAGAAGCAGCCUCUGACUUCGUCCAACAGUUACUCGAAAAGCACGGGGUUCCAUCCGCCCAUGCCUCAGUGGUUGCCUCGGGUCUCAUCCAAGCAGAUCUUCGUGGCGUCGAGUCCCACGGCAUAAACCGCAUUCCCUCAUACGUCGAGCGCAUCCGAAAAGGUGUCCUCGAUCCCAAAGCCACUCCCGAGCUGAAGCAGGUGACACCAGCAGUCGCCCAGGUCGACGCCCACAAUGCAUUCGGCUUUGUCGCCGCGCACAAGGCCAUGGAGAGUGCCAUCAAUAUGGCCCGUAUCUACGGCAUAGGCAUGGUCUCGGUGAAGCACUCGAAUCACUUUGGCAUGUCGGCUUGGAUCGUGCAGCAGGCCGUAGAUGCAGGCAUGAUGAGCCUCGUCUUCACCAACUCGAGCCCGGCCAUGCCGGUAUGGGGAGGACGCGAGCAGCUGUUGGGUGUCAGUCCCAUCGCCUGCGGCGCCCCUUCGGAGCCGACACCUUUCAUCCUGGAUAUGGCGCCAUCCGUUGCGGCGCGCGGCAAGAUCCACAAGGCCAAGCGCCGAGGUGAAAAGAUUCCUACCGACUGGGCGCUGGAUGCCCAAGGCAACAGGACGGACGACCCGGCGGCGGCGCUCGACGGCGGUGUGAUGCUGCCCAUGGGCGGCCCAAAGGGAUCGGGGUUGGCGCUGAUGAUGGACGUCUUCUCAGGCGUCUUAUCCGGCUCGGCAUACGCGGGGCACGUUGCCGGCCCCUACGACCCGUCCCGAGCGGGUGACGUAGGUCACUUCAUCAUGGCCAUAAAGCCGGAUCUAUUCAUGAGCAUGGAAGAGUUCAAGGAGAGGAUGAAAUACUUGUAUGAAAGGGUUGUGGGCUGUGAGAAGAUGGCAGGGGUUGAUCGGAUCUACUUUCCUGGCGAGAUUGAGCUACUCAGGGCAGAGGAAAGAACCAAGAGCGGAAUCCCAUAUAGUCGUGGGGAGAUUGAGGCGUUGAACAGGGAAGCGGAACUAGUAGGCUCCUCGAAGAUCCAAGAGAUUGUUGCUAGGUAGAUGAACAACUGUCGAGGCUUCUAGGUAAUUUGAACUUGUUUGCUUCCUUUUUCUCUUUGCUUCUUGGUUUGCCUCGAUUAUGCAAAAGUCGCUUAUCGAAUCUUCUGAAUUCCAGCAAAAAGUCAGUGGUGGACAUUAUGUUUAAGCAACGCAGACAAGGGUUUGUCCCAAGAUUUCCACAACUAUUUAUCAAUCCCACCCGGUCUGACCGAAG
Pyricularia oryzae 70-15 is the source of this 1584-nucleotide messenger RNA. RefSeq lists its product as uncharacterized. Gene Ontology annotation, molecular function: oxidoreductase activity. Bases 282 to 1370 code for a protein of 362 amino acids. The transcript has a single exon. The record is from RefSeq and is a predicted model, not a curated record. NCBI's taxonomy places the organism in Eukaryota, Fungi, Ascomycota, Sordariomycetes, Magnaporthales, Pyriculariaceae.